Bufo gargarizans (Asiatic toad) is the source of this 4264-nucleotide messenger RNA. It is a transcript of the gene PICALM, whose product is annotated as phosphatidylinositol binding clathrin assembly protein. Gene Ontology annotation, cellular component: synaptic vesicle; clathrin-coated pit; extrinsic component of presynaptic endocytic zone membrane. The record is from RefSeq and is a predicted model, not a curated record. Gene Ontology annotation, biological process: clathrin-dependent endocytosis; clathrin coat assembly; synaptic vesicle budding from presynaptic endocytic zone membrane. Gene Ontology annotation, molecular function: SNARE binding; clathrin heavy chain binding; 1-phosphatidylinositol binding. The transcript is spliced from 22 exons. The coding region runs from base 274 to 2256 and encodes 660 amino acids. Lineage: Eukaryota; Metazoa; Chordata; Amphibia; Anura; Bufonidae.
CGGUCACGUGAUGCCACCGGGCUCUCUCUCACGGCUCUGAGGUGGAGCUGCGCCGCCAUUUUCCCCUCUGCUCCCGUUCUCUGACACUCAGCGCCGUUCGGCGGCCAGUACCGGCGGGUCCCCGGCGUGCUUCAAGGGAGUGAGCGGGGCCGGGAGUGUCCGUGUGAGUGGGGCACGCUCCUCUCCAUGAGCAGGUGUGCGGCUGGUCUGGUCACACCGGAUCCCAAGUCUCCGGCCUCAUCCCUCUGAUCUGUGCGGGUAGGAGAAGCUGCCAUGUCCGGGCAGAGCAUCACGGACCGCAUCACGGCGGCGCAGCACAGCGUCACCGGCUCCGCCGUCUCCAAGACCGUGUGCAAGGCCACGACCCACGAAAUCAUGGGGCCCAAGAAGAAGCACCUGGACUAUCUGAUCCAGUGCACGAAUGAGAUGAAUGUGAACAUCCCGCAGCUGGCGGACACUUUAUUUGAAAGGACGACCAACAGCAGCUGGGUGGUGGUCUUCAAGUCUCUCAUCACGACUCAUCACGUUAUGGUGUACGGCAAUGAGCGCUUUAUCCAGUAUCUGGCAUCACGCAAUACCCUCUUCAAUUUGAGCAAUUUUUUGGACAAAAGUGGACUGCAAGGUUAUGACAUGUCUACAUUUAUACGACGUUACAGCCGCUACCUGAAUGAGAAGGCUGUGUCAUACAGACAAGUUGCUUUUGACUUCACCAAAGUAAAAAGAGGGGCUGAUGGGGUUAUGAGAACAAUGAACACUGAGAAGUUAUUAAAAACCAUGCCCAUCAUACAGAACCAAAUGGAUGCCCUGCUCGAUUUCAAUGUAAAUGCCAACGAGCUGACAAAUGGCGUCAUUAAUGCUGCAUUCAUGCUGCUCUUCAAAGAUGCCAUCAGACUGUUUGCUGCCUACAACGAAGGAAUAAUUAAUCUUCUAGAAAAAUACUUUGACAUGAAAAAGAACCAGUGUAAGGAUGGCCUGGACAUCUACAAGAAGUUUCUCACUAGAAUGACUCGAAUAUCAGAGUUCUUGAAAGUAGCAGAGCAAGUUGGCAUUGACAGGGGAGAUAUACCCGAUCUAUCUCAGGCUCCAAGCAGUCUACUCGAUGCCCUGGAACAACACCUAGCCUCUCUGGAAGGGAAGAAAAUCAAAGACUCAACGGCAGCAAGCAGAGCGACAACGCUUUCCAACGCCGUGUCUUCACUCGCAAGCACAGGUCUGUCUCUCACCAGGGUAGAUGAAAGGGAAAAGCAAGCGGCUCUGGAGGAGGAGCAGGCACGAUUAAGAGCAUUAAAGGAACAGCGUCUUAAGGAACUCUCCAAAAAGCCUCACAAUGCUUCCACUACGGCCUCCUCCCCCGUGUCAUCCUCGGCGGGCAGCAUAAACACGACGGCUGCCAUUGACCUGUUCUCAACACCAACUUCAUUAAACAGCAGUUCCAAGCUGCCAAAUGACUUGCUUGACAUGCAGCCAAGUUUCCACCCAGCUGUUCAUCCGCUGAGCGUGCCACCAGUAGCGAGUACAUGGGGAGAUUCUUUCUGUGGGCCUCAAGUCUAUCCUAACGCUUCCCAUUUCCAUACUGAACCCUCUACAGUAGCUGGCCUAUAUGGAGGGUUUACUCCAUCUCUAGCUGUUCAACCACAGACCUCCGGUGGCCUUAAUGUCGACUUUGAUUCUGUUUUUGGCAACAAGUCUCCCACCAACAUUAAUAUAGAUCCUACAGCUUUUGAUGACAUGGGAGGCCUGCUGAAGCCGACCGUAUCAUCUCAAAAUCAGAGCAUCCCCUCCUCUAAAAACCCACCGGGCAAGCUCGUGUCUGACGACUUGGACUCCUCUCUGGCCAACCUCGUGGGCAAUCUGGGUAUCGGGAAUGGAACCACAAAAAAUGACGUUCAUUGGAGUCAGCCUGGAGAAAAGAGACUAACAGGCGGGACCAACUGGCAGCCAAAAGUGGCCCCAACCACAACCUGGAACCCAGCGACUUUGAAUGGCAUGCAUUACCCAUCAUACGCCCCACCAGUAAUGGCUUAUCCAGCUACAACGCCCACAGGGAUCACAGCGUUCGGAAUGCCUCCACAAAUGGGACCUGUAAUACCACAGCAAUCAUUGAUAUACAACCAGCCUGUUAUGAGACCACCUAAUCCCUUUGGCCCUGUAUCAGGAGCACAGUUGUCUGCAGCCUCCAGCCCUUCCAGUCAGAGUCCUCACAGAGCGCCCGGGAAGGACCCCUAUCCACAGCUCUCUUUACAGGAUUUCUUGUAGGACCACAUAGUUUUAUUUACUUGAUUUGGCCGUACCCUGACACCAUGAAUAGCAAGACCUGCGUUGGGCAUGGCCCUCACACCGAUCACUUACAGAAUGGGCGAGGGCUGGGUGCUGAAGAACAAGACUUCAUUACUGUCCAGUUACAGAGCGGGUUACUUCACUGUAAGAUGGUUAAAGACUGGAGUGCCCAUUUAAUGGGGUGGCCAUGGCAUACUGUGACACUGGAUGGGGAGAAGCCCUUCAGCAACUGUACCGCCCGGCAUGAAGGCAGCCGCAUGAAGCCUUAUGAGCGUCGUGAAUCGGAUGGAUUCACCCUUCUCCUGUCACUUGGGGCUUCUCCGAAAUCCCACAAAGAAGAUGUAGGCUGUAUAUGUUAGAACCAUAUUCCAAGAUGGAGCCCUGAGAUCCCUACCCUAUGGCAAGGCUGAUCCAUCUAUGCAGUGAGACUAUAACCUGCAGAGAAGGGGCCCAGCCCUUUUUGGUUUCAUUCAUGCAGGAACCCCCCCCCCCCAAAAAAAAAAAAUUACUGUUGGCAAAGGAAGGAUUGGCACAUGUGGCAUCUAAAUGGAGGGAGGGAGCAGACACAAGGGGAUAUGUACACAUGGCAGAUUUGCUGCAGAAAUGUCUUCAGAUUAAAAUCUGUUCCAUUCAACUGCACUUGAAUUUUUGCAAGCCAGAUCGAGAUGAAUGGGGACAGUCACAGAAUACAUCUGCCACGUGUGACUAUACCCUUAUUGGGGGGCAUUCUGACAUCUAUGGGGGCCUCCUGGCUUCCUUGUUGCUAGAAGCAGUGGUUAAUUAGACUUGAGAUAGGCUGUUCAACUAAACACGACCGGGUGCAUAGACUAUCGAUGCCUGACAUGGAGCUUCCAUGAAGAGUCCCCACAUCCAGAUGGACAUGCUGUAGGUCGGGUGACAUUCAAGAAGCCUGGUUUUAUGGUCUUUCCUACCCCCUGGACGGUUUGUAGAUCCCCCCCCCCCCCCCCUCACCGACUGAUCCUUGAGUAUUAGGAGACGCGCCUUUCACCCUCUUUGUGUUGCUUCCUUUUGCCUCUUCUGUCCCAGUUCACUUGACUCUCCUCUUUGUAUCUGUGCUUUUUGUGUCAUGUUCUGUUAAUAAUUCCCAAUCGUUAAUUAUUUUAGGCCUGAGCAACACAGCUUUGAUCUGUUUCUUGCAUGCAGCACGUACGUUCAGCGCGCCAAGCUUUGUAUUGAGCUUUUAUUUUCUGUUCUUGAAGGUGAUCAGCCCGGAUUGUUUUGUAUGCGUCUCCCGGGGACUGGCCUGAUCCUGUGAUACAACACUCUGAUUUCUGAGCUUUUAAGAUUUACACAAAAUGUAGAAAAUGUGAAUGUAUCAUUAGUAAUACCUCGGAGCAACUGGAAUCGUAUUUUCUUCAGAACAUAUUUUGUUAGACAUCCGACUGGCUUUCUCAUUCGCAUAUCUACCGAAACGGCUUCAGGAGAAAUACAAGGCCUGUUGCUUUGACUUGUCACUAGAGAAAUACCAUGGCCUUCACAGACAUGUACAGUGCAUUCAGAAAGUCUUCACUCUCACUUUUUGCACAUGCUCCUUAAAUAAACAAAUUCCAGUUUAUUUUUUUUAUUUUUUUUUUAUUGCGUCCCCAUUGAAUGGUUCCGCAUACAGACCGCAAAAAAAAAAAAGCGGAACAGAUAAGGACAAAAAAAGUGUGUGCAUGUGCAGUGAUUACAGCCUCCUGUCUUCUUGAGGAUGAUGCUACAAGGUUUGCACACCUGGAUUUGGGUAUUUAUUUUGGCUGCAAAAUAAAGCCGUUUGCCAAAUAUCUUAUACAGUUUGCUCUGCAAAGAAGCAGUUGUGGCUUUUCAUAUAGCCACACAACAUAAAAAAAAAAAAAAAAUGUAAAUGAAAUAUUACAUAUAAAAAUAUAUUGCACAAAAGUAGUAAAACAUUAAGAAAAACUAUAUGAAUGUAAUAGGGCUGCAACGAUUACGUCAAGCAAUCGAUACAAAAAAAUCCUCAAUGCAA